Sparassis crispa is the source of this 3165-nucleotide messenger RNA. RefSeq lists its product as hypothetical. Lineage: Eukaryota; Fungi; Basidiomycota; Agaricomycetes; Polyporales; Sparassidaceae. Gene Ontology annotation, molecular function: RNA-directed RNA polymerase activity. The coding region runs from base 1 to 3165 and encodes 1054 amino acids. The record is from RefSeq and is a predicted model, not a curated record. Gene Ontology annotation, biological process: siRNA processing. Gene Ontology annotation, cellular component: nuclear RNA-directed RNA polymerase complex. The transcript is spliced from 6 exons.
AUGAUUUAUGCGUUGCAGGAGGUACUUGCAAACUCAUGGAUCUCUGUGUUAUAUACGCCUUCGAAGAUCGAAGCCUUGCUCGGAAGCCGAGCAGAAAGUUGUUCUGUGGUCUUUCUCAAAACCAACUCCCCCCCCGUGUUCUUGACAGAAUCCGACUCUGACGGUUCUGCACUGUCUGAACUACUUGAACCCAGGCCGGAGCGCAUAUGGAGCCCCUGGAAAGAUCAGCCUAUGCCGUCCGGGUGUCACAGUUUGAUGCUGGAGUUCAGUUGUGACUCAGAUGCGGAGGAUUUUAUCUAUGCAUGCCGCAGUGGUCUGAGCUUGGAUUAUUCUCCGAAGCCUAGCAUUCGUAUUCGCGACAAUCUCUUUUCUCCCGAGAUCUUGAAGGACUUGGACAAAUUCCUUUCCAAGCUACAGUUCGAGCUUGCCUUUGAGAUAGAGAAAACGAUUACACGGUCUAUCCUGAGUGCCCUCGAGGUCCUCUCGAUGAAGCGCGAGAUCACCAACCUUCAGCGGGACCACGGCCAUCAUGCUUCACAGAUAUUCCAUUUGUUCGCAUCUCUGGUUGAAGAUGGAGGCCCGAGUGGCAGGAAGCGGCGGAGACCUGCCUUAUCCACUGCAGCUGAGCCGUGGGAGAACUACCAGGUAGCUUUGACUUUGCUGCUCCGUCAAGCCGUCAAGCAUUUUGUCGAGGAGCAGCAAAGACCUCGUCCCGCUGUGGCGUUACCACUAGUUGAGAGUACAGUGGACGCUGCAUACCUUUGCUAUCACCUUAUAUUUACGCCGACAAGGCACAUUCUGGAGGGGCCUCUUCCUGAUCAGUCCAACAGUGUACUCCGCCGCUUUGGGCAUCACGAGUGUUUUCUGCGGGUCUCAUUUCAGGACGAGAAUCAGACGAAAUUGCGUCGGAAUACCGAGUUCUCUAUCGUUGGGUUGCUCAGGAAAAGGUAUCACCCACUUCUGCUCAAUGGGUUACGCAUCACUGGGCGUCCAUACGAGCUGCUCGGAUACUCCAUGAGUGGGUUGCGCGAGCAUUCUGUGUGGUUUGUCACCCCCUUCGAGGACAGAAAUGGGCAGCGGCAGAAUGCCCAAACUAUUCGGAAUAGCUUGGGAGACUUCUCCCGUAAACAGGGACGACCGACUCUUCUCCUGCGUCAGCCUGCACGCCUAAGUGCACGAUGGGCUCAGGCUUUCUCAGCCACGGAUCCAUCUGUUACUCUUCGCCCCGACCAAAUAGAUCUAGAUUUCCCUGAUAAGAUAUCAGAGACCGGUCAACUUAUGACGGACGGGUGUAGUCCUAUAUCUGUCGACUUAGCUCGCGACAUCUGGAGGUCUAUGCAGAUAGCCAAGAAGAGGUCUGCCAAGUUUCAGGGUGUCCCUUCUGCCUUUCAGUUUCGUCUUGGCGGAGCCAAAGGCGUUGUCGUACAGGACCCAUCUAUUCCUGGCAAGUGCCUUCGCCUUCGGCCAUCUCAGAUCAAGUUCGAUGCCCCGGAUGACCUCACAUUUAAUGUUCAAUCGACGUCAUCACAGCCGAAGGCCAUGUUCCUCAAUCGACCUCUCAUCGUUCUCAUGGAGUACCUCCAGGUAGAUUGUGAUCGUAUAAUUCAGCUGCAGGACAAUGCUAUUCGCAGAGCUCAAUCGGUUCGCUCGUCAUUCAUCAAUGCCUCAAAGGUCUUCGAACAGCAUGGAUUAGGCGAGACAUUCCACUUACCAACCCUCUUUCGUAAUGUGUCAUCCAUUUUGCACCUUAGGAUGAUGGACGGCAUAGAGGAGGGAGCUCUUGGCUGGGCUAAUGAUCUUGUUGAGGGCUCCUUGCAUUGCGCAGAGACACACAUUCUCCGCGAGCUCAAAUAUCGAGCGCACAUCGAAGUCCCGGGAUCAUAUACCCUGCUUGGGGUGUCAGAUGAGUGGGGCUGCUUGAGGGAAGGAGAGAUCUAUGCGACAGUUCAUGAUCCGAAGACCGGGCAACUGACGCCGAUAACUGGAUCGGUUGCCAUCACGCGCAGUCCCCAAAUUCACCCUGGUGACCUUCAAGUUGUCCAGGCAGUCAUUCGCCCGGAAUUGGAACACCUGACAAAUGUUGUUGUGUUUUCAUGCGAGGGCCAGCGAUCACUCGCAUCAUGUCUCGGUGGUGGGGAUCUUGAUGGGGAUGACUUCAAUAUCAUCCUUGACCCGAAGCUCAUCCCUCCAACGGUAAAACCUCCUGGAGCAUAUGAAAGUCUGCCCAUCAAAACAACUGCCCGCGAGUGCGGAAUUGCUGACGUGGUAGACUUCAUUUUUGACUACAUCGAGUCCGAUCUUAUUGGUUACAUCGCUAUCUCCCAUCUGAGAUUCUCGGAUCUCAAAGAUCCUGGCUGUGACGAGUGCCUGCAGCUUGCCAAGUUUGCCUCGCAAGCCGUUGAUUUUCCGAAGACGGGCACUCCCGUUAACUUCUUCUCUCUCCCGAGAAUUAGGAACCAGCCCAGACCUGAUUUCCUCGCCAGAGAAGGCGAUGAUCUGCAGAGCAAUCAAUACUACACAAGCAAAAAGCUGCUUGGCAUUCUUUCCCGUCGUGUUCCCGUGAAAACAUGGUAUCCAGGGUCGUGGAACAAGAGUUACCCUCCCUCUGAUUGCGCGGUGAUCAUCCGUGCGCUCUCUAGCAUAAAUCUCCCCAAUCUCGGACUUCCAGCUCAUACCAAGCCAUCCAAGGAGCUCUCUGAAGAGAUGCAACACCUACUUGAUGCAUACUGUGACCAGCUCCUCGCCAUCGCAAAGGUGCAUACUAUCACCAAAACCAAGGACGCUUACAUUUCGGAGGCGGAGCUGGUGAGCGGAACAAUCAUGGCGAACUGGUCCGACCAUCGUCGGCAGAAGGACGCUGUUUCCGCGAUGAACCUGCAGACAAGUAGGCUUGUCCGGGCAGUCAGGGCGGAGUUCCAGGAAAGCGGGUCAGCUGCUGCCAAUGAGGAUAAUUAUAAAGAAGACUACGAAGACCGAGCCUUCCGAGAAGCGGUCGACGAUGACGAAACUCCGAUGAUGUUGGAGACCUUCAAGCGCGCCUGGGCAGCAUGGUAUGUGGCCGAGAUAUCUCUUAUAGAAUAUUCAGGUGCUUUCGGCCCGCAGAGUUUUGGGCUGAUCGCGUUGGGCAGGAUGCUUGAGAUAGUGAAACGUUGUAAGAGUAGUUAG